AUGUCUGAGUCAGGUUCUUCUUCCACACCGCCCUUGAAGAACCCGAAGCUCAGCGCAAUGAGCAAAGCUUUCCCCCACGUUGACCUCGACGGUCACGAUCUACCACCAUCACCUGUACCGUCGAGCCCCAGAAGUGGUCGGCAGUAUGCAUUGGCGACGCAAUUGGUCUACUCAGAGGGGAAUGACCAAUACAAUGCCAGCAGCGUGCCCAUAUACCAGUCUGCGACUUUCAAGCAGACCUCUGCCACAGGCGGCGUUUCCAACGAUUAUGACUACACUCGGAGCGGCAACCCCACACGCACCCACCUCGAAAAACACCUCGCAAAAGUCAUGCGCGCGAAGCGCGCACUUGUUGUCUCUUCCGGUAUGGGCGCUCUUGACGUGAUCAGCCGCCAGUUGAGACCGGGCGACGAAGUGGUAACAGGCGACGAUUUGUAUGGAGGAACAAAUCGGCUGCUGAAAUAUCUGGCCACGCAUGGUGGGAUUAUUGUUCACCAUGUCGACACCACAACACCUGAAAAGGUGCAGGAAGUCCUGAAUGGCAAGACGGCCAUGGUUCUGCUCGAGACGCCCACGAAUCCCUUGAUCAAGAUUGUAGACAUCCCGACGAUUGCAAGCAUGGCUCACGCAGCUAAUCCUGCGUGUCUGGUGAGCGUGGAUAACACCAUGCUCUCACCCUUGCUGCAAAAUCCACUGGAGCUUGGCGCAGAUAUUGUCUACGAGUCUGGCACCAAGUAUCUGUCAGGCCACCACGAUUUGAUGGCGGGCGUAAUCGCUGUCAAUGACGAAGCACUCGGUGAGAAGUUCUACUUCACGGUCAAUGCCUCUGGCUGUGGCCUUGCGCCUUUCGACUGCUGGCUGCUGAUGCGUGGAAUCAAAACCUUGAAGGUGCGCAUGGAUGCACAACAGGCCAAUGCCAUGAUGAUCGCCCAGUUCCUCGAGUCUGCGGGCUUCAAAGUUCGCUAUCCAGGCCUCAAGAGUCACCCACAAUACGAUCUGUUUCACUCCAUGGCACGGGGACCUGGUGCAGUCUUGUCCUUUGAGACAGGAGACAUUCAGCUGUCCGAACGGAUCGUCGAGUCCGCCAAGCUGUGGGCUAUUAGUGUUAGCUUCGGAUGUGUCAAUUCCCUCAUCAGCAUGCCUUGCCGCAUGAGCCAUGCCAGUAUCGACGCAAAGACACGAGCAGAGCGUGGUGUACCGGAAGACCUCAUCCGCUUGUGCGUGGGCAUAGAGGACGGGGAAGAUCUACUAGAUGAUCUUCAAAGUGCCUUGGUACAAUCCGGCGCCAUGAAUGUCACCCUUGAUGGGAUAUAUGCGAAGAACGCAACAAUCGGCGACGAGCAUCCCGCCGAAGGAGAACAUUUGGCGGCUAAAGCUGCCGCCAUUAACGAGCCCUGA
Messenger RNA from Cladophialophora yegresii CBS 114405, 1398 nucleotides. Its product is annotated as cystathionine beta-lyase. The transcript has 2 exons. The record is from RefSeq and is a predicted model, not a curated record. Gene Ontology annotation, cellular component: cytoplasm. Lineage: Eukaryota; Fungi; Ascomycota; Eurotiomycetes; Chaetothyriales; Herpotrichiellaceae. Bases 1 to 1398 code for a protein of 465 amino acids. Gene Ontology annotation, biological process: 'de novo' L-methionine biosynthetic process; transsulfuration. Gene Ontology annotation, molecular function: pyridoxal phosphate binding.